CGCCCCCCCCGCCCAGCACCGAAGCCGCCGAAAUGCAAUUUCCCGUGCAGGCGCCUCGACUCAGGGGGCUUUUCCGGGCUGGUUUGGAAGGCAGAGGGGCAACGCGGCGGCGGCCCAAACCGAGGUCCUGGAGCAGACAGUUCCUGCUUGCUGACUUACUGAGUCAAUAGGUCCCUCCUUCCCUCCUCUCUCCUUACCCACCCUAUCGGGGUUUUCUGUCCCCCCCUUCCCCAGUCUUGGCCCCCUGGAGAAGUUGCCAAGGGUUUGGGGGAACAUUCAACCUGUCGGUGAGUUUGGGCAGCUCAGGCAAACCAUCGACCGUUGAGUGGACCCCGAGGCCUGGAACUGCCAUCCAUCCAUCAUGACCCCUACCUUCCAGAUCUGGGGGGCCAGGGUAGCUCUUAGAGCCACUCUGAGCACACUUCCUUUAGGCCACAGCGAAGGUCACAAUCAACAUUCAUUGUUGUCGGUGGGUUGUGAGGACGGAGGCCAGACCCACCGAGGGAUGAAUGUCACUGUGGCUGGGCCGGACACAACCUGAGGGGAAUGGGCUAGGGGACAAGACCCACUCAUACAGUGCCCUGACCUCAGCCUCUCACCCCUUGGAGAGAGCUGGCAUCUGGGAUCCUGAUGUCAGGCCUGACUUGGGGACCAAAUCCUUGGGUGUGUGUGGGUGGGGCGAGUUUGGGGGGCAGAUCACAGGCUCAGGGCUGGGCACCUGGAAAAUCUUUCUGAGGGGGUGGUGCGCUCUGUUCCCAGAGGGUUCAGUAAAGGUUUCUUGAAUGAGUGAAUGAACGAAUGAAUGAAUGGGGUGGGCAGGCAGCAUAACCCCUCUUCUCCAUGUCCAACUCCAGGGCCCAGCUUUCUCCCUCUCCUUGCCCAGCACCCACAGACCCCUGCUUUACCCUCGACUGCCUGCCCACUUAGCACCCUGGUGCCCGCUGAUCCUUCCAUCUGCCAGUCUCUGCCCCACCUGGUAACUCCUGGAGGUCUUAUUUAAGGGGAUGAGGAUUGAGGCACUGGUGAGUGCUAGGGGCCCCCCCCAUUAGCCCACCUGUGUCUCUGCUCCCCCUAUAAUGUUUUGUCUCACCUCCUGUCCACCCUAGGGCCAGCACCUAACCUUGGGGGCGACAGUAACUAGAUGGGGGAGGCAGGCUUUUGUGUUUGUGUUUGUGAGUAAGUAUGGGCAGGUGGCCUUACACCUCAGUGAGUUCAUCCAUUAAAUGGGGGUUCCACUGAGAUAAUGGGUGUGAAAGCUCCCUGAGGGAGACCUGAGCUAGGGGCCUCAAUCCUUGUCCCUCCCCCUCCCAUGAGCCAGGCACCAUCCCCCUUCCCCCGGCAACUGGAGCAUCAGUAGCUCCCCUCUUCCGCAAAGAGCCCAGGGGCACCUGGCUCCUCCCCCCAGCCCAAGGGAAGGAAGACAGAAGUUACUAAGUUACUGACUACAUCAAUGCCUGUCUUUGGGGUGGGGCUUCCACACCCCCCCCAUCACCCUGUGGGGCAGGAGUGGCAGGCCUCACAGGCCUCCUCCAAGGAGGGGUAGGCAGGUGUAGCCCUCCCAGUGCCCUCUGGGGGGUGUGUCUCCCAAUUGCGGGGGGGCCCCCUGCAGCCUGUGUCCUGUCACCCCCCAUUGCCCCCCCCGCCCACCCAGAGACCAGGCAUCCCCUGGCAGGUGCAUUUAUGGGGGAGCAGCAGCAAGCCCCCCUGCGACAGUAAGGAUCCUCCCACAGCCUGCUCCUCCCCCUUCUCACCCCCUUGGAGGUAUAAGGAGGGAACUGACAGCCCAGACUCCUAGGCUCCAGAGAGGGGAAGGGAGGGGCAGAGAGGAAGGGGUAGAAAGAGACCUUUGGGCACGCAGGGUUUAUUCUCUCUCUGCCCCUCUGCCUGGCACACAUUGCCCAGCUAUGGGAACCUUCGACCUAUGGACAGAUUACCUGGGUUUGGCACGCCUGGUGGGGGCUCUGCGCGGGGAAGAGGAGCCCGAAACCAGGCUGGACCCCCAGCCACAGCCAGCUCCAGGACCAGGGGCUCAGAGGCCCAGCCCGGAAUCACCAGCUCCUGAACGCCUGUGCUCUUUCUGCAAACACAACGGCGAGUCCCGGGCCAUCUACCAGUCCCACGUGCUCAAGGAUGAAGCGGGCCGAGUGCUGUGUCCCAUCCUGCGUGACUACGUGUGCCCCCAGUGUGGUGCCACGCGCGACCGUGCCCACACACGCCGUUUCUGCCCGCUCACUGGCCAGGGCUACACCUCUGUCUACAGCUACACCACCCGCAACUCAGCUGGCAAGAAGGUGUCCCGGCCUGACAAGGCAAGGACGCAGGACUCAGGGCAUCGCCGAGCAGGAGCAGCCUGUGCAGGUUCCAAAGGUGCUGGGAAGUCUUCUGGACCUUCACCCUCUUCCUGCUGCCCCUCCACUUCUGCCUAAGAGACUGGUGCAGGGAGGAUGGAGAUGCUGCCUUCCCCUGGGUGUGGGGACCCACGCUCGAUGGAGGAUGUAUUUUCUGGGAAGAUGGGACCUGCCCCUCAGCCCUUGCCCCAGCCUGGAGGCCUGGUAAGAGCAGGGCCUGAGAGCACAGCUGAAAGAGCCCCCAUGAGGAAGGAGGUGGCCCUCAGGCACCCUGGCCCUCCUUCCCCAGCACUGGGCACCCAGUCAGCGCUCAAUAAAUGCUUAC
Molecule: messenger RNA, 2673 nt
Organism: Zalophus californianus (California sea lion)
Lineage: Eukaryota; Metazoa; Chordata; Mammalia; Carnivora; Otariidae
Gene: NANOS3
Product: nanos C2HC-type zinc finger 3
Exons: 3
Coding region: 1905-2426 (173 amino acids)
Biological process (GO): oogenesis; negative regulation of translation
Cellular component (GO): perinuclear region of cytoplasm
Molecular function (GO): zinc ion binding; mRNA binding
Source: RefSeq, a predicted model, not a curated record